Mangifera indica (mango) is the source of this 896-nucleotide messenger RNA. RefSeq lists its product as uncharacterized. Bases 110 to 724 code for a protein of 204 amino acids. The transcript has 6 exons. The record is from RefSeq and is a predicted model, not a curated record. Lineage: Eukaryota; Viridiplantae; Streptophyta; Magnoliopsida; Sapindales; Anacardiaceae.
AGGAAAAGAGAAAAGACAAAGACGAAAAAAGUUAAAAUCUAGAAGAAUCAUCCAAGCCUGAAGCCAAUUUCGGUUCGGAGAAAUCGAUUGUUAGAAGUGUAGAGUGAAGAUGGCAGGAAGAGAAGUUCGUGAAUACACAAAUCUCAGUGAUCCAAAAGAUAAAAAAUGGGGUAAAGGCAAGGAUAAGAUUGAUGAUGAAGACAUCACCUUUCAACGAAUGGUUGCCAAGAUGCAGGAGGUUGCUGGAGAACGUGGUGGCUAUCUUCAUGGCCGAGGCGCCUUGGACAGUGAUGAUUUGCUCUAUCUUAAGGAGCAGAUGGAAGCUGAGGAGGAUGCUGAACGCCUCCUGAGGCGUACUGAGAAACGAGCUUUUGCUGCUUUUAAGAAAGCAGCAAGUUUGGCAGAUUCUUCACCUGCAUCUGUUCCUUUGCCACUUCGUGUUGAGCCCAAGCCAAAGAGUGGAAUUAGACAACAGGAUUUGCUGAAAAAGGUGGUUGAGGUUAAACCAAAGAGACCAAAAAUUUCCACCCCAUCGGUCGGUAAUCAGUCGACCUCUGUUUCAAUUAACCCUGCAUCAAAAAACUUAAAGUCUGAGGUUGACCAGAAGAACGGAAAAGAGCAAACUUCACUAAUAUCAAAGAAACAGGAAACACAGACGGGGUCGGAAAAUCCUGUUAAAAGCUUACUAGGCUUAGCAUAUGCGAGUUCUGAUGAUGAGGACUGACUGUAGAAGUAAGGGUUAUGGGCAAGAGUAAUUCAUUCAUUGUUAUGCGACAAAUGACUGUUUCAUUGCUUUGGUUGUUAGUGGUGCUUGUCAAAUCUGAGUAGAUAUGAAAAUAUUGUCAAGUAAUUUUCAGACUUCUGAUAUGCUAAAUCCAUCAAGUUUUUUUAGAGUA